UUAUUCCUUCCUUGGUUCUUAAAUGCGGGGAGCGAGUUUUGUCAGAGAAAGAAGACCAAGGAGGUAUUCCAACAUCUGAAGAAGAAGACUUGCCAGAUAUUGGACAAGCAAGACUGUCGUUACUUAACAGAAGGCAGUCUUGAGUUAACAGCGCAGAGAUUCUUUGGUCUCUCGACGCUCUUUGUGAAUUUGAGUUACUUACUUUGCAUCAACUCCAGUUCCCGUUUCACUACUGCUCCGAGGAAUUGAAUAAACACAUUAUUUUCGGAAUUUGAAAUGCAAAUUCAGUUUAUAAAAAACAGAUUAUACAAACCAACGUAACAAGGUAAUCGCAAGUUCUGUAUGACCGAUGAACAAUGUGGAAGGAAAUUGCAAUAAAGUUGUAUUGUUAACUUAACGAGAACGCUACUACUCUUAUCAAAAUAAACGUUAAUACCAUAAUUGAGGAAUGUCUGAGAUAAACGGUUGGGUUCAGUGAGGUUGUAAAUUGUGAAAAUGAAGUAAACAUGUUGUAAAGUUAGUCGUGAAGAAAAGUAAUAAAAGACGCCCGGUAAUUGGAUUACAAUGAGAGAUUCCUGCACAGCUUGACGACGAGUUGGAUGUGCAAGUCUAAAAGGCAAAAAAUGAAGAUCAAGAUUAAAUGAACAAUUCAACAAUCACUUCUCUGUAUCAAGUUAAAAGUUAACAAUUGCCACAAUCAAGGAUUAGCCAUUGUGCGAGUAAACGAUCCGGGGCGACCAUAACAGCUCGUCGUCUUCUUUUCCAUUUUCUUCGUCCUCCUCUGUGACACAAAGCACAAUCCCACCCAUUCUUAUUCUUCCAACUAUUUUGCAUAAGAAAUACUCGAGUCGAACCAAAAAAAACACUACUAAAUUGCAUCUAUAGUCCGUUCAAAUCAAAUCAAAACAAUGAAAAUGAAUGCCAAGUCGUCUUCCCUUUUGUGGACCUUGUCCAUUUUUGUACUCUCGAACUCGGUGGUGCACAGUUUUUCCGCCACGAUGCCCGGUGCGGGUGGUCGUGACCGCAGUGACGUGGAAUUUGGGCAUCACCACGAUCAUUCACAAGGUUCAAAAACUGGAGCGAGAUGCGAAGAAGUGACCAUUCCAAUGUGCAAAGACAUGCCAUACAAUAAAACGAUUUUACCCAACUUGAUGGGCCAUGCCACACAAGAAGAAGCAGGUUAUGAAGUCCAUCAAUACUAUGCCUUGGUCAAGGUUCAGUGCAGCCCGUCUUUGAAGAUAUUCCUCUGCUCACUGUUCUCGCCUUUCUGCAAUAUUUUACAUGAGCCACUGCCUCCUUGUCGAAGUCUUUGUGAAGCUGUCCGAAAUGGAUGCGAACAUGUCCUCCUCACCUUUGGACUUCCUUGGCCAGAUUACUUUGACUGCUCUCGAUUCCCGUUGCACAAUGAACUCUGUGUCAAUGGCGACAUCCCCCCGCAAAUCCUCCCACCAGCCGGGUCAAAUGACUCCUAUAGCCAUCAUGCCAUUCCAACGACGGAUUCUCCGAGAGGCUACUCCCCUCAACAUUUAAGUUGCCCCUCUGACUGGUCUGAUCCUGAGCAUUCUAUCUCAUCUGUGGGUCACGAGCUUCAAGAAUGCGGGCCUCCCUGCUCCAUAUUUACUCCUCAUCAGAAACAAGUCGCUAGCUACGUUGUGGGAGUGGUUGCAAGCGUCACCCUGAUUUCAUCACUAUUCACCGUUUUCACGGCCAUUUUGGACCCCACUAGAUUUCACUACCCAGAUAGAGCAAUCGUCCACAUUGCCGUUUGCUAUGUGGGUCUAGGAGUCUGCUACAUUAUCGGGGCGUUCGGAAGCAGUGAGAUUAGUUGCAGCAAAGGAUUCAUUGUUCUUGGACCGGGUUCUGCCUCCUGUACGCUUCUUUUCAUGUUCACAUACUUUCUGACGUUUUCUUCUCAUAUUUGGUGGGUGCUGCUCUCUCUGACCUGGUAUUUGUCGGCCGGUCUGACUUGGGGAGGUGAAGCCAUUGCAGACUAUUCCCUCUACUUUCACCUCUCUGCCUGGGGUAUUUCCGCCUUCGUGACGAUGGCUUCGGUAGCUCUGGGUUAUGUGGAAGGCGACCCACUUGCCGGACCGUGUUCACUUGGAGUUCAACGGUCCACAGAGCUCCAGUAUUUCAUGAUGUUUCCACUAAUAGCUUUAAUUGUUAUCGGGACAAUUUUCUUUGUACUUGGAUUUUUUGGUCUCUUUCGCAUCCGUGGUGAAAUCAAAAGAUCUUCCACCAUCAUGUCCACCGCUAGUGACAAAGUCUUCGUGGGCAGUGCUGGUGGUCAACGGUCCCUUUUGGGAUGGGAUCAGCAACAUCAGAACAUCACAAGUGAACAACCCAGCCGAAGAGGACCUGCUGCGGGGUUUGAAAUAUUAAUGGCGAGGAUUGGAGUGUUUUCAGUUUUCUUCCUCCUAACAUCGCUCGCAUUCCUCGUAGCAUUAUUCUAUAUCUCGACUCCACUCUCGGAAGGCGGAGUAUUGAUGCCCAUCAUUGGAUCUCAAUCUCACAGAGACAAUCAAUUAUUGUUUAUUAUGUACCUCGUUAGGUACAUUGCAAAUCUGGGGUUUGGCUGUGCCCUCAUAAUUUGGGUUUUGAGCUGGAAAACUCUGAUGACGUGGAAAAGAGCGAUAUGCGGCCCAACCGUUAAUAAAUAACUUUAGAAAAAUACAGUUAGACCAUAACUGUCAUUUAUAAAAGACUGCUCACUCCAAUUGCCAUAAUUUUUAAUGUGUAUGUGAGUUAGAGUAAGUUAGUUAGCUGUGAAGCCCCAUGGGUCUCAAGAAAUUACGUAUAUAUUUACUUUGUUAGUUGAGAUUUACGAUGAAGAAUCAAAAAGCAGCUACAAAACCCAUAGUUAAUGUACAAAGUGAUAACUUGUUGCCUUAUUAUUGUUAUUAUUAUUCUUGGCCUGAUACUUAUAUUCCACUAAUCAUGUGUUCCAAAAUAUAAAAUUGAACUUGUUCUUCCAUCUUGUUUGUCAUCUUUUAGACACGUUCAGUUUUGAAUCAUGUAGUUGAAGUAAAGAUUGUACAUUUUAUAAAUUUAGUAUGCAGCUAAGAUUAAUUUUUAGGAUUUUUAUUUAUUUAUUGUCAGUAUGGGCAUGCGUAGCCAUUCAUGUUGUAAAGUAUAAAUGACUAAUACUUAAUUAAGUAACAAACAGAAUAUUUUUAGAUAACAUUAGAAUAAUAACAACAACAACAAUGCUCUUUUACUUAUACACAUAUACCUAACUGAAAUAAAUCAUAACGAUGAUCAACAGAGCAAAUGUUGACCGUGAUCAAAAAAUA
Folsomia candida is the source of this 3293-nucleotide messenger RNA. Its product is annotated as frizzled-1. Lineage: Eukaryota; Metazoa; Arthropoda; Collembola; Entomobryomorpha; Isotomidae. The transcript has 16 exons. Gene Ontology annotation, biological process: canonical Wnt signaling pathway; non-canonical Wnt signaling pathway. The record is from RefSeq and is a predicted model, not a curated record. Bases 909 to 2660 code for a protein of 583 amino acids. Gene Ontology annotation, cellular component: plasma membrane. Gene Ontology annotation, molecular function: Wnt-protein binding; Wnt receptor activity.